AUUUAACUUAACCCAUGCCUUACAUGAUAGGUCACAAAAUUCCUAGAGGCCAUUAUACAAUGAGACUUUAGGCACAAUAGAAAAAUCAACUAACCAAUAUCACACACACAUUGACGUUCUUCUCUUAAGGGGAUAACAAAACUAUGACAUUAACUCUAUCGCAGGCAACAAUGGAAGAGUACAAUGGAUGCAGGAAACACAUCAAAAUGAUUAAAAAUGCAUGUUAAUGAGUAAUGCUACAUAUUUUUGUACCAUGCGGCCUCUUCUAAUGACAUUGGAGCAAUUAUUGGCUAAAUGUACACACAAUGCAAAUACAAGUUUGUUAAAUAAUUAUAACCCCUUUAAAUUUAUUUUACAUACUACUACUAGGUAUGUCUCCAUUUGAGAUGCAAGACAUCUUACUGCCUUCCGGCACAAAUGGUGUUAAAGACCUACACAUUUCUGCUUCUCAUAGUAGUAGCCUAGCUCUCUUUGCUUCUCUAGGAAAGAAAUUAUCAGUGCUCAGCUUGGACAGCGGCAACCUUGUUGUCAAUUAUGACCUACAGUUUAACAGGGGUAAAAGUGCCAUGCAACAUUAUGUGGCAGCACGUCCAAUGUUCAUUGAUGUGGAAAUAAUGAAUGCAGACACUAAGCUGGUUCUUGGUGACCAGGCUGCCCAAGCUAGUCCUAGUAAUGUUGUUCGUGGGCUUUCCUCCUUGUACAAAGAAAUCACAGAUAUUGUUCGUAAAGAAGUUGCAACAAUCACGACCAUAUUCCCUUCACCAAGUGAAGUUAUGUCAAUUUUAGUUCAGAGAGUUAUAGAGCAGCGAAUCACUGCCCUUUUGGACAAACUGUUAGAGAAACCAUCUCUUGUCAAUUUACCUUCCGUGGAGGAAGCUUGGCUCCUAUUAUGUCUUGGAAUGCUAGCAAUGGCGUAUGAAAAGACCCAAGAGCUAGCAAGAGAUCUACAAGCUGUAGGAUGCGGUGACUUGGAUGUUGAUGGUGUAAUGUAA
Glycine soja is the source of this 992-nucleotide messenger RNA. RefSeq names its product exocyst complex component SEC10a-like. The transcript has 6 exons. Bases 372 to 992 code for a protein of 206 amino acids. Lineage: Eukaryota; Viridiplantae; Streptophyta; Magnoliopsida; Fabales; Fabaceae. Gene Ontology annotation, cellular component: exocyst; cytoplasm. Gene Ontology annotation, biological process: exocytosis; Golgi to plasma membrane transport. The record is from RefSeq and is a predicted model, not a curated record.